AAAUCACUUGUAUAAAGCUAAUGGAAAUCGGUCGCGACGGUUACAUUUCGAACGGAGAAUUCGAUGAGCGCCAGGAACGUUCAUUUCUAGUCUCUAUAUGCAUGUGUAUAAGUGUACGUGUUUCUUACCGGCACAACAGUCAGCUCAAGUGAAAGUCUCAAAUGCACGUUCGAUAUUGACAGUAACGGCUCGAGUCUGACCAGUGCAUACACACAGUACUACACAACCUCAAAUCGUGUUUCAACGAAACAUUACAACGUGACUCACUUUCAGUGCAAUUUCAGUAAAAAAUUUAAGUGAUUUAAUUACUUAUUAGCAAUGAAUUUGUUACCGGAAAGCCAUCAACAGUUCAGCCAAGCUGAUUACUGGAAUAGUUUUUUCAAGAAACGAGGUGCCAAGUCCUUUGAAUGGUAUGGCGAAUUUUUAGAGCUGAGUAGUUACCUGCUCAAGUACGUAAAACAAAAGGAUGACAUUAUCAUUGUUGGCUGUGGUAAUUCUACUCUUGGAAUGAAUUUAUAUGAUGCCAAUUACAGGAGUAUUGUUAACAUUGACAUAUCGCCAGUGGCCAUUAAACAAAUGAAGGAGUUAAAUAAAGUUAAAAGACCAGAUUUGGUCUUCCAACAAAUGGAUGCGACAAAACUUGAAUAUAACAAUGAAAAAUUCAGUGUUGUUAUAGAUAAAGGCACUUUCGAUGCACUUAUGACUGACAGUAAAGAAGAAACUGUUGCAUUAGUUACAAAAUACUUGGAGGAAAUUAAAAGAGUGUUGAAAAACAAUGGUAGAUACAUAUGUAUUUCACUGUUGCAAGAGCAUAUUCUUAAAACUCUAAUUACUAAUCUAUCACAAAGUUGUGCAAUUCGUAUUAUAAGAUGUCACGAUGUUGAAUCUAAAGCUUUGGAGCAGAAUGAAAGUUCCAUGCCUGUAUUUAUGGUUGUUGCUACAAAAUUUAGCAAACUACCUGCACCUGUUUUAGAGACAAUAAUGUCAGAUUCUUCUCCUGUAAGGGUUUCCAGUAUUUAUGAAAUGAUCAACAAUGUUCACUCUGUACAAGAAGCUGCAUUUUUGAGCUAUAGUCUUAAAAAUAGUUCAACGGAUGAUGAAAUAUUCUUUCAUUUAUAUAAACCCAAUGAAAAGCAACCAAGAUACUCUAUCUAUAUUUUAGAUCAACCAGUGAAAAGAAUUAAAAGUUAUGCAGCAUAUUUUGUUCCACAGGGCAGAGAAGUAGAUUGGUUGUUUUGUACCAAGGAAGGAAGAAAGAAGUUGUUGGAGGCAACAAAGUACGAUAGAUUGAUGAUAGUGACUCUGAACCGAGGUCAAAAGUAUGAAAGUAUAGAAGCUGUUAACAGUGAACUCCAUGAAACCAUCGUCAACUUUGCUCCUGCAGAUUUGCGAAAUAAUAAAAUACCCAUUAUUUCGGAAGGUCCUGAUGUUGGCAAUAGAAAACUUCUUUAUACUGGCGAAAGUGAUUUUAGUGGACCAUUUGUAAUUGAAGAUUUAGAGAAUGAAUCUGGCCAUUUCAGAAGAUUGACUUUUUUGAAUAGCAAAUUGAUUGUUCAAAGUGAAGCUAAAUUAAAAACAAUUACAACAAAACGAAAGAAGAAAAAGUUGGUGGUAGAUCUUGAUUAUUUAUCCUGUGAACACCACCUUCACAUGACUGUUAGUUUAAAAGCGGCUACCCACAAUAAAUCUAAUUCUAAUGCUCUAAUAGUAGGCCUCGGAGGAGGAGCACUGUGUAUGUUUAUUCGACGAUAUGUUCCACAUGUAAAUCUUUUAACUGUAGAGAUAGAUAAAGCAAUAUUGGAUGCCGCAAAGAGUUAUUUUGACUUCAUUGAAGAUGAUAAAUCAAAAGUUAGAAUAGCUGAUGGUAUAGACUAUAUAACACAAGCUUCUUCAGAGGGAAGAAAGUGUGAUGCUAUACUUUUUGAUGUAGAUAGCAAAGAUAUGAGUCUUGGCAUGAGCUGUCCGCCAAAACAAUUUAUAGAACCUGAUUUUCUUCAGAAAGUCGCCAAUUGUUUAAGCGAUGAUGGAUAUUUUAUUUUAAAUCUUGUUGCACGUAAUGAAACAUUACAUAAUCAAGUAGUCAAUGACUUAAAAAAAUGUUUUACUUUUAUAUCAUCUUACAAAUUACAAGAUGACUUGAAUGAGAUUAUAUGUUGUGGAAAAUCUGUAAAUAACUUAGAAGACUGGAAGAAAUCUAUUUGUGAAGCAGCCAAAAAAAUUAAUCAACAAGUUAAAGCAAAAAGUGCCAUUUCUGAUGAACUAAUAGAUAUCGAGUCAAUUGAGACCGAAUUAUCUUUAGAAUAAGUGAUUAAUUUUAAUAAUUUUAAAGUUACAA
This is a messenger RNA of Trichogramma pretiosum, 2335 nucleotides long. RefSeq names its product methyltransferase-like protein 13. The transcript is spliced from 8 exons. The coding region runs from base 319 to 2304 and encodes 661 amino acids. The record is from RefSeq and is a predicted model, not a curated record. Lineage: Eukaryota; Metazoa; Arthropoda; Insecta; Hymenoptera; Trichogrammatidae.